AUGCUGCGCAUCUGCCAGAUGUCAGGGGAGGAGCUGCCGGCUGUCAGCCUCAAGAAAGUCCGUGACGUAAGCGCCUUGAAGCAAGAGCUACGCCGGCUGCAUGGCUUUCCCCUUUGUAUGCAACAGCUGCUUCACAAUGACAACAGCCUGGAUCCUGCGACGAAGUUAGAGGAGCCCAUGGACCUGCAACUCGUCAUCGUGCCCAUUUCGGAGAUGAGGCAAUUCUAUGAUUCUUUGGACGAGAUGCUGGACGUCUGCCACACCGGCCAGACGGAGGUUCUCCGCCAGCUGAUGGACACGGGGUUGGUGGAGAGGGCUAAGGACACAAAAGACAGGCGUGGCUACACACCCCUCAUUUCAGCAUCCGACAGGGGCCAUGUCGAGAUAGCGCGCAUGCUGUUGGAUAUUGGUGCCGACAAAAAGUUCAGGACAAACAGGACCAGACGGCCCUUCUUCUGGCAGCUUGGAGGGGGAACACAGAGAUUGUGA
Messenger RNA from Symbiodinium pilosum, 489 nucleotides. The record is from the annotation of a GenBank genome assembly. Lineage: Eukaryota; Dinophyceae; Suessiales; Symbiodiniaceae.